GGCCUUGCGAGCUACGUCUUUUCGAGAAGAAAAAGAAAGAUUGGACGGGAUUCAUCGAAUUUCCCCCUCCACGGGAAUCGCGAUAAAGAGUCUUCGAUUCGAAAAAGUGCCAAGUUUCUCUCGCAAGUACUCUUUCUCCGUCACUGGUACACUGCUACGACACGUACACCUACACACACACACACACACGAACACGAACACGCGCGCACGUACACGUACACGUAUACACGGUCACGAAACCCAUAUAUACGUAAUCGUCUUUGGUUUUCACGGUGAUCUGUACACGUGACACAAACUGAGCAUCGAAGAGGCUCCAAGGCAAGAGAGCGGCGUGCUGCUUGUUCGAAGCGAGAGGAGAGAUAUUCGUCGAUCGUUCGAAUAUCUUUGUCAGCCUGCCUGUACGCUGAGAGCAUCGAAACGGGUGUGCUUCCAAUGUAAAUCCACGAGAACGUAUCGUCGGAGUGGCAGUUUUUGUGUUCUCAAAGUUGAUACGUACGACCGCGGUUUCUUCUUAACUGUUCACCGGCUAUCGUGCUACACCGCGCACGCUGUUCUGCUCUGCUCUGCUCUGCUCUGCUCUGCUCUGAAAGGAGAAGAAGAAGGCUAGUCACGGCCGGAUCGCGACUACGUUAUAACCUAACUGCAGUGUGUUUUUGUGCGAAAACGAGGGAAAAUGUCGACAGCCGUCAUGAGCACCCCUAUGUUCGUCGAGUGUAGCGAGCACUUAUUUAAGAAAAACGGCCAGAUUCUUCCUGUUUUUUCCACUUACGCGCGUUUUAUACGAAAAGACCAGAACAGCCCCGCAAAGACGAAGGAGCCAACGUCGACAUCGACGACGAAUACCUCGAGCAACGGUUCAGCCGGGAAUAAUGGCGGACACGCGCCUCUUCGCCGUAGCUACACCUCCCUGGUAACAACCCUGAUCGAACAGCAUCGUAAGCUAGAUCGCAGCGCGAGCGAGCCAACGUCUCGCUAUAAAACGGAGCUGUGCAGGCCAUUCGAGGAAAGCGGCACCUGCAAAUAUGGCGACAAGUGUCAGUUCGCUCACGGUUACAGCGAGCUACGGAAUCUCGCCCGGCAUCCGAAAUACAAGACCGAGCUGUGCCGCACGUUCCACACGAUCGGUUUCUGUCCGUACGGACCCCGUUGCCAUUUCAUUCACAACUUCGAGGAGGCUCGAAUUCACAAUCAAAAAGUGAGCGCGCAACUAGGAUCCACGCAACCGAACAUAAUGGGCUUGAAUCCUAUUCUAAGCGCGGCAGCAGCCGCAGCCGCAGCCGCAGCCGCCGGUGGAAAUACCUGCAAUGGCUCGAACGUCAAUCCGACGACGAUCAACAGCGUCGCUCUGCUCGAACAGAUCGCCGCCUCGCCUCAGGUAGCGGCAGUCGCGGCCGCGGCCACCCCCAACCUCAUGAGAGCCAAUUCCUUGAGCCUGUGUAGUACCACCAAUGCGUACAAUCCACCGCCAUUGCUCAGAACCAACUCGUUGAGUCUAACGACUAGCCAACACCACCACCACCACCAUCACCACCACCAUCAUCAUCAGACUGGCUCGACGACCGUUAGCUCGUCGGUGAUCGGCGCCACCAGGCCGAAGCCGACCUUUUCUCUCGGCAGCACCGGAGACUCGGUUUCCCCGUCGUCCAGCCUCAGUCAGUCGCCGACCAACUCUAUGGCGAGUUUCUUCAGCGACGACUGCAAUCAGCAACCGUCCGUUACCUCACCGUUCAGUUUCGGCCAGGAUUUCGGGCUCCUUGCCACGAGACGAAGCCCCAGCCCUCGAACCAACAGCGUAUGCAGUCCUUUGAGCUCCGACGAGCCCACGCCGAGAACACCGUCUCCGCUCUCACCGAACGCCGAGUCCAGACUGCCAGUCUUCAACAGGAUCAGCAGCACCCUCGCCGACUUUGAGAAUCUUAAGAUCUAAGGGAAUUCUCUUCUGGGUCCUUCGACUUCCUUUGGUAUAUUCUAUUUUCCUAACACUCUUUCUGAUAGAUAUGUACGGCAACGUUUCAAAGAACGGAGCAAAGUGAGUGAGUGAAUGAGCGAGAGAGAGAGAGAGAGAGAGAGAGAGAGAGAGAAAGAGAGAGAGAGAGGACGAUAAAAAGAGCGUUGGACCCAUAGCACACGCGUUUAUUUAUACAUGUAUCGACCGAAAAGACAGGCGAAUAUUUAGGGAGAGGGGACGGACUCUUCCACCGACUCAAAGAGGUUUUUCCUUUUCUCUUUUCUCGUUUUUAAUAUUUGAACUGUAUUUCUUGCAUCAGCAGACGGGCCUUCCUCUCCGUCGUACGUGGCUUCUUAUUUAAGCGUUUCUUUCUUUAUUCCUAGAAUACGUUAGGCAUCUUACUCGUUCUUUAAACUGUCAUUUCUUCAUAAUUAUGAAUAUAUUAUUAUUAUUAUUAUUAUUAUUACUUUAUUAUUAUUAUUACAUAAUUAUACUAUAUAUAUAUAUAUAUAUAUAUAUAUAUAUAUAUAUAUAAUAUUAUGUCAGUAUAUUCUAUUGUCAUCGCUACGAUUAAUAUUAAUAACGUUAUCGGUAAUAUCACUAGCGACUCUGAAUAUCGCCGUUAAUUUCAACCGCAUUAGUAGCGUCAGUCACUUUGUGGCUCCGACUGCAGGCCCGUUUCCAUCUUUUUUCUCUUCUUUUUUACUUUAGGUUUACGCUCGUUUAGUGGAAAGGUCGAGAUGGUAUCAGCCCGGAUGUCUCGACCUGCUCGUGAGAAUCCUUGGAUGAUUCAGCCGUGGAAAAGAAGAAAGAUAGAGAAAAGAAAAAGAGAAGCGUAAAGAUCCGGGAGCAAGGAUAGCGCGAACGUAAGAAUAUGCAGAAACGAUAAGGCGGCAAUGGGAGCGAAAAGGUACGGGAAGGACGAGUCCAAGUUUCUACCGAAUUCUGACUUCGCCCGAGCAAGUUGUUCUUUGAUCUCCUUUGGACUCGCGCAGCCCCAUCUCUCGGCAUCUCCGCUUUCAAUGCCCGAUCCUCGGCUUUGUCCUUGUUUCCCCGUUUUGUUGCUUGGUUCAUGCGAGGAUUCUCGCAACAACGAGGCGUUUUUCCAUCCGGGGCAGGUGAAAUGUUGCAAUAUUUCAAACCAACUCGUUCCGUUUUUUAAAUAAUUCCUGGAUUUCUUCUUGCGAAAAAGCGGCAGGGGAAAGUAGACUUUUGAGAGUGAAAGGAAGGCGAGAUCGAGUCGCACGAGAGAAAUAACUGAAAGCAAAACAGAUGGAGAGGAAGAGGUAUAUAUAUAUAUAUACAUAUGUAUAUGUGUAUAUAUAAUAUAUAGGUAUAUUUAUAUAUGCACCCACACGCGCGUGCACAAACACGAGUAAAGCGUGUCGCGUUGGUGUUGUGUUUAGGUGACGAAGCGCACGAGAUCACAAUCAAAGAUCAUGCUAUGCAAAUUAAGUGGCUUAGAAACUGCGAUUGUCUUCCAACGUUAGAGCAAGUAAGAGUGUGUUUGUGUGUCAGUGUGAGUGUACAAUCUCGUGAUAUUACAAAGUAAUCUAUACAGAGUGGAAGAGAGAGAGAGAGAGAGAGAGAGAGAGCGAGAGAGAAUGGUGAGAGCAAGAAGCGAGCAAAAGGAAGAUAAUGAGAGAAAGUGAUCGCGCGCGUGUAUGUUUGUAUGUAUGUAUGUAUGUAUGUUUGGAUGGAUGGAUGGAUGGAUGGAUGUAUUUGCGUGUGCGUGUACGUGUGAACGAAUGAGCGUGCUCAUUUAACAAUAAGUUAUACGAAGAUGGAUAUUUUUAUAGACGAGAAUUCGUCAGGGCUUUCAAUCGUUUUACGCGUUCAAGGCGAACUUUGUAUGAGAGACGUUGUACGCCAACCAGAGGUUGACAACUGAUUUAUACGUUCCCCGAGAAAAAAAGAUUUUUGUCUUUGGAAUAAUGUUCUAUCCUGAGACGAAAA
Messenger RNA from Bombus pyrosoma, 3904 nucleotides. It is a transcript of the gene Tis11, whose product is annotated as mRNA decay activator protein ZFP36L3. The record is from RefSeq and is a predicted model, not a curated record. NCBI's taxonomy places the organism in Eukaryota, Metazoa, Arthropoda, Insecta, Hymenoptera, Apidae. Bases 674 to 1927 code for a protein of 417 amino acids. The transcript is spliced from 3 exons. Gene Ontology annotation, molecular function: metal ion binding; mRNA binding.